GUUGUCCGGCAGCCAGUCUAGUGCGCUGUUUGCAAAUAACCUGAGCUGAGCGCUGCGAAGGAGAGAGAGAGAGAGAGAGAGGAGAAGGAAGUGGAGCACUGACGGAGGGGACUGCUGCUCAAAACAAGCCAACGUUUGCAUUGCAGAGGGACCGCUCUUUAUUGCUCUCACUGACUAAAUAUUUAAAGCGCGGGUGUAGAGAUCGCUCGUUUUUUGUUUUUGUUUUGUUUUUUUUCUUCCCCCCACACCCCCCCUUUUCUCCCAAGACGAACAAGUUCGGGGAAGAAAAAUGGAUGUUUUACCGAUGUGUAGUAUUUUUCAAGAACUUCAAAUAGUUCACGACACGGGCUAUUUCUCAGCCUUACCAUCCCUGGAGGAGUACUGGCAGCAGACUUGCUUGGAGUUGGAGCGCUACCUACAGAGCGAGCCCUACGUCUCCACGUCCGAGUUGAAGUUCGGGGGCCAGGAGGACCUGUGGAGCAAGCUGAUCCUGGCCUGUGGGGACAAGGCCAAGGCCGAGUCGGAGCCAAGCCUGGCCCCGGCCCACGAGGAGGACAAUCAGGACAGCCAGAUCUUGGACAGCAACAGCGUGAACUCUGACGCCAGCAGCGAGGCUUCGGACAGUUUCGAGGAGCUCUCCCCCACGCACAGCUUUACCUCCAACCCCUUGGGGUCCGUCUUGGUCGGCUCUGGACCUUUUAGCCCCUCGGUCAUCAGUACUCCCCCGUCGUCCCCGGAGGCCGGCGUCGGCAUGGCCGCCGGCGUCAACGGCUGGGUGGCCACGCACGCCGGGCUGAGCGUGCCGGUCAAAAUCAGGACCGGUGGCGGGGUUGGGGGCGCGGCGGCGAAGGCCGCGGAAAAGACUGGAUCCCUGUGCGGGGACGCGUCCCCGGACGCCCGGAGGCGGGUACACCGGUGUCACUUCAACGGCUGUCGUAAGGUUUACACGAAGAGCUCGCACCUGAAGGCACACCAGCGCACUCACACAGGUGAGAAGCCGUACAGGUGUUCGUGGGAGGGCUGCGAGUGGCGCUUUGCACGGAGCGAUGAGCUGACCAGACACUUCAGGAAGCACACAGGGGCCAAGCCAUUCAAAUGCAAUCACUGUGACAGAUGUUUCUCCAGGUCUGACCAUCUGGCUCUUCACAUGAAGAGGCACGUCUAACGCAGGGCCGGCAUCCACCGGGCAACGCAGCGAAGGGGAAAUCCUUUCUCUCUGUUUUUUUUUUUUUUUUUUUUCUUAGCUUUUAUUUUUAUUUUUUUUUUGGUGAAGAGAGGGGAAGGAAAAAAAAAAAUCCAAACGCACGCCAUCUCCCAACCGGUCUCUUGGUUGAACUGUCCCAGAGAGCAGUGUGGCGAGGAGAGGAGG
Fundulus heteroclitus (mummichog) is the source of this 1369-nucleotide messenger RNA. Its product is annotated as Krueppel-like factor 6. Gene Ontology annotation, biological process: regulation of transcription by RNA polymerase II. Gene Ontology annotation, molecular function: RNA polymerase II cis-regulatory region sequence-specific DNA binding; DNA-binding transcription factor activity, RNA polymerase II-specific. NCBI's taxonomy places the organism in Eukaryota, Metazoa, Chordata, Actinopteri, Cyprinodontiformes, Fundulidae. Bases 290 to 1165 code for a protein of 291 amino acids. The transcript has 4 exons. The record is from RefSeq and is a predicted model, not a curated record.